AUGAAAGCGGCUGGACCUCACACCUUGUUGGACGCCAACGGGACUGUCUUUACCAACCCCUCCACCUUCAUCCUGCUGGGGAUCCCAGGGCUGGAGGAUGCCCAUGUCUGGAUCUCCAUCCCUUUCUGUGCCAUGCACAUCAUCGCUGUCCUGGGGAACUUCACCAUCCUGUUCAUGGUGCGGAUGGAGCCGAGCCUCCACGUGCCCAUGUCGUACUUGCUCUGCAUGCUGACCGUCACCGACCUGGUCCUCCCCACUUCCACCCUGCCCAAGAUGCUCGACAUCUUCUGGUUCAAUUCCACAGAGAUCGAGUUCAGUGCCUGCAAUUCCCAGCUGUACUUCAUUCGCUCCUUCACAGCCGUGGAGCCGGGCAUCUUAGUGGCCAUGGCGUUGGAUCGGUACGUGGCCAUCUGUGAUCCCCUGCGGCACAUCUCCAUGCUGACCAAUGCAGCUGUGAUAAAAGUUGGCUUGGCUGCAUUGCUUAGAGGGGCCUUGUUGAUGGUGAGGAAGUGGCCUUACUGCAGAACCAACAUCAUUCAUCACUGGCUCUCCCGCCUGGCAUGA
Molecule: messenger RNA, 564 nt
Organism: Alligator mississippiensis (American alligator)
Lineage: Eukaryota; Metazoa; Chordata; Crocodylia; Alligatoridae
Product: olfactory receptor 51E1-like
Exons: 3
Coding region: 1-564 (187 amino acids)
Biological process (GO): G protein-coupled receptor signaling pathway
Cellular component (GO): membrane
Molecular function (GO): G protein-coupled receptor activity; olfactory receptor activity
Source: RefSeq, a predicted model, not a curated record